AUGGCAAAAAGUCACGGAAGCAUGGAACCCAACGAGAAGACAUUGAACCGAAGAAGGGAGGCGGGGGAUGGUUUCCGUGCCGCGUAUUUGCGCACCAUCACCAGUCGGAGCCAUGAUUUCUUCUCCGCUCCUACUCACGAGGACUACUACGCAGAGUACUUAUUCAUAGAAAGCUGGGCUAAGACCGUGAGUGAUGGCAUGCUCUGCGGCAAUCUCGACGGUCUUCACCACAUCACAUCAGCCAUGUCAUCCAACAACGAAUCCAGUUAUCACAUUGGGUUCAAAAAGGGGACUAUCAAACUGUUUGAGCUACGUAAUGUCUCGACGUGUUUACAGUACCUCCUUCCAACUCUCAAGUCGCAGCCACCAACUUUCUCACUCUUGGAUGUCGGCUGCGGCCCAGGCAGCAUCACGUUAGACCUGGCGCGCCGCUUCCCUCAGGCCAAAAUCAUCGGCGUUGACCAGAGCGCCGAGGUGACAGAUCGUAACCGUGCCAGUGUUGAAGCACUCGCUCCUAAUACUCGCGUUGAGUUUCGCCAAGGCGAUGUUCUCAAGCCGGAGACGUUUCUCACUCCAGAAGAGAUGCAGACCAAGUUCGACGUGGUCCACGAGCAUACGACGCUCAUCUGCAUUCCCGAGAAUGCGCCGGUACUCAAGAAGAUGCGAACGCUGGCUAAGCCCAACGGCGGCAUCGUCGCCUGCCGCGACGGUGACACCCAGUCACAGGUGCUAUGGCCGCCGUGUCCGGAGAACGCGGAGCUUCAAGAACGCAUCUACCGGAUGAACGGGCUUGAGACGCAGACCGGCCGCCAGCUGAUUCAUAAGGCCUUGGCUGCUGGCUUUCGGAGGGACCAAAUCACGGCAUCAGCCAGCGUGUUGUCAAACAUCACGCCGGAGGAGAGGUUCGCGUACGCAGGUUCGAUGCUCGAUAUUCUCGCGGAUGAGAAUUCUGAGUAUCGUCAGGCUGCCGCCAAGUUCGGAUACACAGCGGAACAGAUCGAUGUGCUGCGCGCUAACAUGCAGCGAUUCAUAAAUGCCGAGGACGGCUGGAGACUUCUAAUAUGUACGGAAAUCAUCUGUCGGCUGGAUGAAGUAUGA
Colletotrichum karsti is the source of this 1098-nucleotide messenger RNA. Its product is annotated as methyltransferase- family protein. NCBI's taxonomy places the organism in Eukaryota, Fungi, Ascomycota, Sordariomycetes, Glomerellales, Glomerellaceae. Gene Ontology annotation, molecular function: methyltransferase activity. The coding region runs from base 1 to 1098 and encodes 365 amino acids. The record is from RefSeq and is a predicted model, not a curated record. The transcript has a single exon.